ACACCACUUGACAUAUAGAUAGAUAGAUAUAUAGAUAUCAGUAAACUGUGUGAGUGGCUCUUGUGUUGAGACGUCGUGCUGUCCCACAGACUCACACGCAUGGCAUUCACUAGAACGGGCAUCAUCACUGCUGCCCUCCUUGCAGUCACUGUCUUGUAUCAAGUUGUGGAUGGAGAUGAUCACGAUUGUGAUGGUACACCCGCAGGAUUGAAACCGUUGCCAUCCUGUCCGUGCUGCUGCAGCUCGUCCUGCUGCCAAUGUCCAAGAGCAACCGUGUCUGGACAAUUUGUUGAUCGCCCAUUCAUUCGUGGGAAUAGACGCAUAGCAUGGUGGGCAGUAUUUAUGAUUGUCAUCUGCAUUCUCUCUAUUGUCGUUGCGGCAAUCGGAGUGGGAGUCUGGCGUCGACGAGUGUAUUUACAGCGCACUGUACCCAUACUGAACUGCUCUACACCAACUCUCAUGGAAGCUGAAUACCCACCAUACUCUCUCUAUCGUCCAUACACACCAAUACAGCAGGAAGAAACAAUUGCCAAGACUCCAUAUGCACAGUACUAGAUCUCUUGUGUACGUAAUGAGUGUCACGUGACUACUGAUCUUGAUAUCUGAUGUACAGCAAGUGUAGGCUGAGGUUCUAUUUCUUGAUUGUAAUGAAGAAUUAAAUAGCUGUUUGUAGCUAGACCAGCACCACAUCUGGUCCAAUUCGUUGCAGUAGAUUAUGAUGGCAAUUUCUACAUAUAUAUUCUAUGACAAGACCAGGUGACGUUUUCCAUCCCGACUUUUCCCUAGGCAAGGCUGCUUAUUUUGACAUUUCCGUGAGGAAUUCGUUCACUUCCUCUCACCUUAUUAA
Messenger RNA from Corticium candelabrum, 847 nucleotides. RefSeq lists its product as uncharacterized. The coding region runs from base 100 to 555 and encodes 151 amino acids. NCBI's taxonomy places the organism in Eukaryota, Metazoa, Porifera, Homoscleromorpha, Homosclerophorida, Plakinidae. The transcript has 4 exons. The record is from RefSeq and is a predicted model, not a curated record.